This is a messenger RNA of Alternaria atra, 633 nucleotides long. RefSeq lists its product as uncharacterized. Lineage: Eukaryota; Fungi; Ascomycota; Dothideomycetes; Pleosporales; Pleosporaceae. The transcript has 2 exons. The record is from RefSeq and is a predicted model, not a curated record. Bases 1 to 633 code for a protein of 210 amino acids.
AUGGCCCUCGCACCCAAAUUCGCCGGCCAGAAGCUCGCCUCCAAUGCUAUCCAGCCCAAAGCCGUCCACACCCUCGAGCUCUACCUCGAUUACGUUUGCCCCUUCUCCGCCAAAAUGUUCAAAACAAUCUACGGCUCCGCUCUACGCAAAACACUUCUCGACAAGUACUCCGACCGCGUCGUAACAAUCUUCCGCCAACAAAUCCAACCCUGGCACCCAUCCUCCACACUCGUCCACGAAGCGGGCUACGCUGUCCAAAAAAUCGACAGCACCAAAUUCUGGGACUUCUCAGAGAAGCUAUUCGACCAGCAAAAAGACUUUUUCGAUGUCAGUCUAGUGAAUGAAACGAGGAAUGCUACAUAUAAGAGGCUGGCUAAGAUUGCUGGAUCUGUGGGUGUGGAUGAGGGGAAAGUAUACGGGUUGUUGGAGAUAAGUGAUAAGCCUGGUGAGGACGGGAGUUUGAAUUCAGGCAAUGGGGUUACCGAUGAUGUCAAGGUGCAGGUCAAGGCGAAUCGAUUGACGGGUGUGCAUGUAACGCCUACGGUUGUAUUCGACGGUGUUGUGAAUAACGAGAUUAGUAGUUCGUGGACGGUGGAGCAGUGGGAGGAGUGGCUGGAGAAGAGUGUCAAGUGA